UCUCCUGUAGCUUCUCUGCUCUCUCUCUCUCUUCUCUGGUUCGAAGGAGCCAAGCCGUUAGGCCCAAGCAGCAGCGAUUUUGCUUCUUUUUCUUUGAUUUGAAGCACAUCAGAAGGCAACACAGGUGCCACUUAUCCACCAGUGGGAUGCUCAACUACGCAAAAAGUCGCGACUUAGUCUUCACACUACUAGAACAAAUAAUUGUUUGAAAUAAUGGUUCAUAAGUUCCCCACAUCAAUUAUCGGCCAAAGUAUUCUCCCAGCUAGCUCAGAACAUCGUUAAUUGACCAAGUUCUUAGAAUACACACAUAGCCAUUUCAUUGGUCAGUUCUCUGAACAGCAUGGCCUAAUCCUCCCAUAGUCCCAUGUCUUCCCUCCUACCUCUGAUUCUCUGAAAAGCCUCAAUGUCUCUGCCAGCUGUUGCAUGGAGCAUAUCCGUCGCAGGCUGGAUCAUGUCGCCUAUCAUCUCCAAGCUUCUGGACGAAGUCUUGUCCUACUGCAAAUCCAACAAAGCAGAGACACUUCGCCACCUGUUGACGGAUGUGCUCCCUCGACUGACGCUUACUUUAGAAGCAGCAGAGGCCAUGUACCACAGUAAACUAUUUGAGGAGAUGGUGAGGGGUCUCAAAUCAGCUUUCUAUGACAUGGAAGACAUCCUUGAUGAACUGGAGUGCAUUCGUCACAAACAACAACUAGUCGCGCAGAAAAAGUCGGAUAAGAAGAAAAAGGGAAAAAAUAAUGUGGAUGCUGAAGCUGGCCCAUCAAACCAGGACAUUAGUAUUGAAGUGAUUUUGGCUCUUCCGCGAGCUUUAAAUCGUCGUUUGAAGGAUAGCAUGCUCAAGAUAGAAGUCCUCCUUCAUGAAGCACAAAGUAUUAUUCCACUCGCAGAACUCGUCGAGAAAAGCAAGAAGAGAGAAACAAUCCAAAAAGAUGUUUUUUCCAAAGAUAGCAAUAGUUCAGCUCCAAAAGUAAAGGUAACUGGCCGUGAUGUGGAUCGUGGCCAGAUAGCGAAAAUGCUUCUUGAUACAAAAGAUGAUGUUGAUCCAAGCUCAAGUGACAGUAAAUGUUUCUCUGCAAUUGGCAUUUAUGGAAUUUCAGGGUCUGGGAAGACAACCCUUGCACAAUAUGUUUGCAAGUAUGAGGAAAAUCAAAACUAUUUCAACCUUGUUAUGUGGAUUCAUGUUUCUCAGAACUAUAGUACACGUGACAUUUUGAAGGAAAUGUUUGAGGCAGCUUCAACGGAUAAGCAAGCAUGCCCUGAUUACAGUAGCCUUGAUGUCCUGGAAAAAGAAUUGGAGAAGAAACUAGAUGGCAAACGAUUCCUCUUGGUACUAGAUGAUAUCUGGUGCGAUGAGGAUGAUGAUGAGCAGAAGUUAGAGAACUUACUUUCCCCUCUGAAUCGUGGAAAGAAAGGAAGCAAGAUUCUAGCGACAAGUCGCAAUAAAGAUGCAUUUUCAGAUCUAGGUCCUGAUGUGGCAUGUAAGCUUUUUCCAAUAUGUGAUUUGGAUGAUGAUAUCUUCUUGGAACUCUUCAUGUAUUAUGCCCUUGAUAGUAAAAAUCCAGAUGAUUCAGAUCAAAUGGAGCUCAAAAGUAUUGGGGCUAAAAUUGCACCAAAAUUGAAAGGUUCACCUCUGGCAGCCCGUACGGUGGGAGGACAACUACGGAAAAGACAAAACAAUGUUGACUUUUGGAGAAUGACUCUAGAUCGGGACCUUCUGAAUGAGACGAUGGGGGCUGUUUGGUGGAGUUAUCAGCAACUUGAUGAGCAGGUCAGGCGGUGCUUUUCUUACUGCAGUAUUUUUCCCAGAAGACAUAGUUUGGACCGUGAUGAGUUAGUUAAAUUGUGGGUUGCGGAGGGAUUCAUAAAGACUGCUAAUCCAGAGGAGGACCUCGAAAUUGUUGGUCAGCGAUACUUUGACGAGUUAUUGGCAACCUCAUUCAUGCAACCAGGAGAAUCAAAAUACCAUGGAGGCAAGUUGUGGUAUUUUGUUCAUGAUCUUAUGUAUGAUUUGGCAGAGAAGGUGGGAGGGAAUGAUUGCUUCAGAAUCGAGAAUGGCCCGAUAAGACAUGUUUCUCGUGAUGUUCGCUAUCUUUUUGUUAAGAAUGGAGAAAUGGUUACUAAGGAGAUUUUUAAACUGAAAAACUUGCGCACUCUCAUUAUUCAUGAAUCAGGUAAUAAAGUAUUCCUGCAGAAUGUGUUCAAGAAGCUGCAGAAAUUGCGGGUACUGGCUGUAAAAUACACAUAUGAGAAAACCAGGGGAAGAAUAUUGUUUGAAAUCCCAUCAAUUAUUGGUGACUUCAAGCAUCUGCGCCAUCUUGCUUUAAGGUUGCCCCCCAACAGCGAGCUAAUUUUACCAAUAACGUUAACCAAACUUUACCAUCUUCAGGUUUUAAAUUUGAAAGGUUACAGUGAAUUGGAAUUCCCUCCUGAGAUGGAUGUGAGCAAGCUCUCCAAUUUGCGGCAUAUUAGCAUGGAUUCUCGUGGAAUGGCAUUUCCCAACAUUGGCAGGCUAACAUCACUCAAGACAUUAGAACGUUUCAGAGUAAGUAUUGAACAUGGGUAUAAGAUAAAACAGCUGAGGGACCUGAACAAGCUUCAGGGCCGUCUGACGAUUGCAGAUGUUGGUAAUGUUAAAAGCAAGAAUGAAGCACAUGAAGCAAAUCUAGCAGCUAAGACACGACUGGCAGAAUUGAAACUGAUGUGGAACCACCGGUACGAAGGUACGACUCCACCAGAAGUUGAAGCAGAGGUGCUUGAGGGUCUUUGCCCACCCAAGGGUCUUAAAAGUCUGGAAAUCUAUGAGUACCGGGGUCUGACGUACCCAAGUUGGAUGAUGGGUGUGCAGAACGGCGGCCCAAAGUACAUAAAUACACUUCUUCUGGGCAAAUGUUAUCAGUUGGGACCUGCUCCCGAACUAUUUGAGUGUUUCAUUCAUCUUCGUGAGUUAACAAUUUGGGGAAGCUGCUGGGAGUACUUUCCAGACAACGUGAAGGACCUAAAGUGGCUCAAGAGCUUAACAAUUGAGAUAUGCCUGAAUCUUAAAUUGCUUCCAGAACUUCCCCGUUCCCUUGAAAUAUUUACAAUGGUCGAUUGUGAGAGAGGCUUCACGGAGUCAUGCAAACAGGUAGAUCAUCCAAAUUGGCAAAAACUUCAGCACGUUAAAAAUUGUCUUGUUUAUCAUUCUGAUGAGUAAUAUCGGGAAUGAUGGCCACUGGACUUGUCUUGUUUAUUUACUAUGGUUUGUAAUAAUUGGGAUGAUGAACACCUUAUUUUAUGCAUUUCCAAUGGUUUAUAUAUCGUGUAAGGAUUUAUGUUGUUGA
Lolium rigidum is the source of this 3320-nucleotide messenger RNA. Its product is annotated as putative disease resistance protein RGA3. The transcript has 4 exons. Gene Ontology annotation, molecular function: ADP binding. NCBI's taxonomy places the organism in Eukaryota, Viridiplantae, Streptophyta, Magnoliopsida, Poales, Poaceae. The record is from RefSeq and is a predicted model, not a curated record. The coding region runs from base 404 to 3193 and encodes 929 amino acids. Gene Ontology annotation, biological process: defense response to other organism.